AUGCUGGGCGAGCGCGGGAGGGGCCAGUGUGCGAGCGCGAGCGCGCUUGUCCGGGGCGUGCGGCCGGGAAGCCCUCGCUUCCUCCACGCCUGGCACCCCUCACCCAUCUCAGCCAGGAUGCCGACGAGGCGCUGGGCCCCUGGCACCCAGUGCAUCACCAAGUGUGAGCACACGCGCCCCAAACCCGGGGAGCUGGCCUUCUGCAAGGGCGACGUGGUCACCAUCCUUGAGGCCUGCGAAAACAAGAGCUGGUACCGUGCCAAGCACCACGCCAGCGGGCAGGAGGGGCUGCUGGCGGCUGGGGCGCUGCGGGAGCGCGAGGCCCUCUCGGCGGACCCCAAGCUCAGCCUCAUGCCGUGGUUCCACGGGAAGAUCUCGGGCCAGGAGGCGGUGCAGCAGCUGCAGCCGCCCGAGGACGGGCUGUUCUUGGUGCGGGAGUCUGCGCGGCACCCGGGUGACUACGUGCUGUGCGUGAGCUUCGGCAGCGACGUCAUCCACUACCGCGUGCUGCACCGUGACGGCCACCUGACAAUCGACGAGGAGGCCUGCUUCUGCAACCUCAUGGCUAUGGUGGAGUAUUAUAGCAAGGACCAGGGGGCCAUCUGCACGAAGCUCGUGAGACCGAAGAGAAAGCAAGGCACCAAGUCGGCGGAGGAGGAGCUGGCCAAGGCCGGCUGGUUACUGAACCUGCAGCAUUUGACGUUGGGAGCGCAGAUCGGAGAGGGAGAGUUUGGAGCUGUCCUGCAGGGUGAGUACCUGGGGCAGAAGGUGGCCGUGAAGAACAUCAAAUGUGACGUAACAGCCCAGGCCUUCCUGGAUGAGACAGCGGUCAUGACGAAGGUGCAGCAUAAGAACCUGGUGCGUCUGCUGGGUGUGAUCCUACAUCAGGGCCUCUACAUCGUCAUGGAGCACGUGAGCAAGGGUAACUUGGUGAAUUUUCUACGGACGCGGGGCCGGGCGCUUGUGAACACCCCGCAGCUCCUGCAGUUUUCCCUGCACGUGGCCGAGGGCAUGGAAUACCUGGAGAGCAAGAAGCUGGUGCACCGCGAUCUGGCUGCUCGCAACAUCCUCGUCUCGGAGGACCUGGUGGCCAAGGUCAGCGACUUCGGCUUGGCCAAAGCCGAGCGGAAGGGGCUGGACUCCAGCCGGCUGCCCGUCAAGUGGACAGCACCCGAGGCUCUCAAGCAUGGGAAGUUCUCCAGCAAGUCGGAUGUCUGGAGCUUUGGGGUGCUGCUAUGGGAGGUCUUCUCAUACGGCCGGGCUCCAUACCCCAAGAUGUCGCUGAAGGAGGUGUCAGAGGCCGUGGAGAAGGGGUACCGCAUGGAGCCCCCCGAAGGCUGCCCUGGGUCCAUCCAUGCCCUCAUGGGCAGCUGCUGGGAGGCUGAACCCACUCGCCGGCCGCCCUUCCGCAAACUGGCUGAGAAGCUGGCCCGGGAGCUACGCAGCGCGGGUGCUUCAGCCCCCAAUGGGGGGCAGGACACGGACGGUCCCGCCCUGCCCCGUAGCCAGGAGCCCUGA
This is a messenger RNA of Budorcas taxicolor (takin), 1518 nucleotides long. RefSeq names its product megakaryocyte-associated tyrosine kinase (gene MATK). Gene Ontology annotation, molecular function: protein tyrosine kinase activity; ATP binding; protein binding. Gene Ontology annotation, biological process: protein phosphorylation. The transcript has 13 exons. The coding region runs from base 1 to 1518 and encodes 505 amino acids. The record is from RefSeq and is a predicted model, not a curated record. NCBI's taxonomy places the organism in Eukaryota, Metazoa, Chordata, Mammalia, Artiodactyla, Bovidae.